CAUGGCACUGGCUGUCCCUCUCUCCUGCCUCCUGGCUCUCCUGGUGGCAGGUCUGGCCCAAGGCAUCAGAGGCCAGGACCCAGGUCCCCGGCCGCUGGAGCUGAAAGAGGUCUUCACUUUGUUCCAGAUCCAGUACAACCGGAGUUACUCAAGCCCAGCAGAGCAUGCUCGCCGCCUGGGUAUCUUUGCCCACAACCUGGCCCAGGCUCAGGAGCUGCAGGAGAAGGACUUGGGCACAGCAGAGUUUGGGGUGACUCCGUUCAGUGAUCUCACAGAUGAGGAGUUUGGCCAGCUGUACAGGGGUCAGAAGGCAGCUGGAAGGGCCCCCAAUGUGGACAGAAAGGUAGGAUCCGAUGAGAGGGCGGAGUCGGUGCCCCCCACCUGUGACUGGCGGAAGGCACAAGAUGUCAUCUUCCCUGUCAGGGACCAGAAAAACUGUAACUGCUGCUGGGCCAUGGCGGCAGCUGGCAACAUCGAGGCCCAGUGGAGCAUUAAAUUUAAAAAACCUGUGGAAGUCUCUGUGCAAGAGAUACUCGACUGUGACCGCUGUAAGAGUGGCUGUAGCGGUGGCUAUGUCUGGGACGCGUUCCUAGCUGUCCUGAACAACAGUGGCCUGGCCAGCGAAAAGGACUACCCAUUCAGGGGAGAGGCCAGAACCUACAAGUGCCUGGCCAAGAAGUACAAAAAAGUGGCCUGGAUCCAGGAUUUCAUCAUGCUGUCGCCCAACGAGCAGGGAAUUGCCCGGUAUGUGGCCACGGAGGGUCCCAUCACUGUGACCAUCAACAGUGAGCUACUGAAGGAUUACAAGAAGGGUGUGAUCAAGCCCAAACCCGGAACCUGCGACCCUUGGAAGGUGGACCAUGUUGUCCUGCUGGUGGGUUUCGGUAACAGCAAGUCGGUAGAGAGGAGGCCGGCAGAGCCAGCCUCAUCCCAAUCCAAACGUCGCCAUCCUCGCUCCAACCCAUACUGGAUCCUGAAGAACUCCUGGGGGCCCAAAUGGGGUGAGGAGGGUUACUUCCGGCUGCACCGAGGGAGCAAGGCCUGUGGCAUCACCAAGUUCCCGCUUACUGCCCGAGUGAAUCUGGAUAAGAAGCAGCACGUCGUCACCUGCCCUCGCUGAACCCACCUCCCAGCUCACUCCUGCUCUGCCAGCCGCAUCCUUGCCAGCUGCGCCCCGAGGUCUUCCCCAUCCUCCCAAUCUUCUUGAUGUGGGUUGAAUAAACCAUGACAAGACCCUGAAUUCCAAGUGGACUCAGCUGGGUGGGGAA
Messenger RNA from Pteronotus mesoamericanus, 1268 nucleotides. It is a transcript of the gene CTSW, whose product is annotated as cathepsin W. The transcript is spliced from 10 exons. Gene Ontology annotation, molecular function: cysteine-type endopeptidase activity. The coding region runs from base 2 to 1120 and encodes 372 amino acids. Lineage: Eukaryota; Metazoa; Chordata; Mammalia; Chiroptera; Mormoopidae. Gene Ontology annotation, cellular component: lysosome. The record is from RefSeq and is a predicted model, not a curated record.